AUGUCUACGAACCCCUUCCUUGCGCAGGCCGCGCAAGCUAAUCGCACAGAGAAAAGUGUGCAGAAUGAGGGACAUGCAAGCGUCCUAGAUGAUUUGGUGGGUCUCGACCUGAGCUCGCCCACUUUUUCGACGGCGUCCCAGGCGCACGUCCCUCACGCACUGGCCAGCCCCGACUCGGGCGCGCCGGCGGGCAUCCAUGCUCCGGUGCAAGAGUCUGGGUUUGGCGAGAGUGCGUCCCUGUUUGCAGGAGGUACCUACCGCUCGCCCGUGUCGAAGCAGGCGCCGCUUCCCGAGCAGUCGCCGCAGGAGACGCAGUACGAGACGGGGGGCAGCUCAGCGUAUGCGAGCAAGGAACCGGCGGCGAACACGGGCACGCCGUAUGCUACGGGAACACAAUACACUACGACCGCUGCGCCCAAGAACCCUUUCCUGGCCUCGGCAUCGUAUCAGGAGCCGUCGGCUCCGGUGUCGUCGUAUGAAUCGUCGGCUCCCGCCGCAUACGAGUCAUCGGCGCCCGCCACGUCGUACGAGACGCCGGCGCCUGCCACGUCGUACAUGGCCCCGGCUAGUUCGGCGUAUACCACGUCGGCACCCACGUCGUACACGACGCCUGCGCCUACGUCGUACGCGACGACGUCCGUGCCGACUUCGUCGAAUGCUCCCGCGAGUGGCUUGGGCUUGUACAGUGCCCAAGAUGCCCCCUCGUACGCGGCUCGCGACGUUCCUGCUGCCCCGCAGGGCACAUCCUCGUACGCUACGCAAGAUGCGCCUGCGCUGAGCUACCUUGCGCCUGCGGCCGGUGUGACGACCGGUGCGGCGACCGCCACCGCGGCCACGGCCGCGACCGAGUCUACGCCGAGUGCCCCCGCCCAGAAUCAGGACCAGAUCGAUGCCGAUGCUGAGAUCGCGCGUGCGCUUGCACAGGAAGGCUCUGCCGACGAAGUGCAGUGGUCGCUCAAGGACCUGUCGUGGAAUGGCCGGAAUACCAAGAUCAUCAUGCAGAACGAAAAUGGCCCGUGCUCGUUGAUUGCCCUGUGUAAUGUGCUACUGCUCGAGGGCCGGCUAGAAAUUACGCCUGCGGACCGCCCUGCGGUGUCCUACUCCUACCUCUCUUCGAAGCUGACGGAGCUGCUCCUGGCUCAGAACGUCGGCAACAACGCGUCGCAGCUCGGUGCUGCGCUCCGUGUCCUUCCUUCUUUGCAGCGUGGCCUUGACGUGGACAUUGGCUUUGACGCGCCGACACACUUUGUUUCUGACAGCAGCGGUGCCGACGCCCUUGCGCUUUUCCGCCUGGCCGGCGUGUCUUUGGUGCACGGCUGGCUUCCGGACCCCAGUGAGCAGCCGAUGUACUCGGCGGUGCAGCAGGCAGGGAGCUACAAUGGUGCGACACUGGCCGUGGCGAAUGGCGACGCGCAGACUAACGGCCAUGUGAUUUCCUCGUCGAGCAACCCAUUCGGCACGGCCUCUGCGUCGUCCGGUGCCGAGCAGGCUGCGCUCGUGCAAGAGUUCCUCGAGGAGCACAAGACGCAGCUCACGCCGUACGGCAUCGCGCAGCUGCGCCAGACGCUCCCUGCCGGCACGCUUUCCGUGCUCUUCCGCAACUCUCAUCUCUCUGUAAUUUACCGCCGGCGGUCGAACGAAGGCGAAGGCGGCUCGCCGGAGCUCUUUACGCUCGUCACCGAUGCCGGUUUCCUGAUGGAGGACCGGAUCGUGUGGGAGAGUCUGCAAGACCCCCGCGGCGAGUACAACAACUACUUUGACUCGCACUUUGUCUAUGCACCCUACACCGGCAGUGCGCGCCGCCGUGGCCAAGACGCGGGCGCGGACAGCGACUACCAGCUUGCGCUCGAGCUGCAGAAGCAGGAGCGGAGCCGUGCGCUGGCGGCGCGUCGUGCGUAUCGCGAGCGCACCUCUCAGCGCCCGCAAGACGAUUACUCGGGCAGCACCAACGACAACGCGCCGCCCUAUCCGGGCUCGAGCAACCCUCUGAAAAAGAUGUUCUCCAAGCUCAAGCGCAACAAGUAG
Messenger RNA from Malassezia japonica, 2025 nucleotides. RefSeq lists its product as uncharacterized. Gene Ontology annotation, molecular function: cysteine-type carboxypeptidase activity; K48-linked deubiquitinase activity; cysteine-type deubiquitinase activity. Bases 1 to 2025 code for a protein of 674 amino acids. Gene Ontology annotation, biological process: protein K48-linked deubiquitination. The record is from RefSeq and is a predicted model, not a curated record. Gene Ontology annotation, cellular component: cell periphery; cytosol. The transcript has a single exon. NCBI's taxonomy places the organism in Eukaryota, Fungi, Basidiomycota, Malasseziomycetes, Malasseziales, Malasseziaceae.